Molecule: messenger RNA, 1101 nt
Organism: Mesorhabditis spiculigera
Lineage: Eukaryota; Metazoa; Nematoda; Chromadorea; Rhabditida; Rhabditidae
Source: the annotation of a GenBank genome assembly
AUGCGCCCUACCACCAGCUUCGUUGAUGCUCUCAAGGGCUAUUGGGAGCGCAUCGAAGACAAAGUCGAAAAUAGACUCAAGAACUGUCACCCGAACAAGCGAAACCAUUUUAUGGACUUGCAGGCCGAAGUCAAGGAGGCCCUGGAAGUGGAUGUCUGGCCGCGCUGGGAGCUGGAAACGACGCGUGGAAGCCAAGCGGAUGAUGAGGGAUCGACAGAAGAAGAGGAUGAAGUGAGAAGGCAAGCCAAGGCCAAGAAGAAAGCCGAAAAGGAAGCCGGCCGAAAGUCGCGGCUAGACGGUGAAGCGGGGCCUUCGACCAAGAAACAAGACAAAGAAAAGAAGAAGGCGGGCAAGCAACCGGAACUUGAUGAGGCGGUAACAAAAGAGAAGAAAAAGCUGACGACCCUCGAACGGGAACCCUCGCCCGAUCCGUCGGCAGUCAAGCGCGCACGCCGCAGCCCAUCAGCCACUCCGAUGCUCGAAAUCGUCGAGGCUUCGCCGGAAGAGAUGCCAGACCCGCCGCAGAAAGACGCCGAAGAACCGCAACAAGCUGCCCAAGAAGAAGCGCCGGUGGAGACGCCCAAGUUCGGGGGCUGGAUUCCUAACAUCAUGGAAUUUCUGGCUUGGGAAAAGCCGCCACCGAAACCCUACAAACGCAUCGACCCAAAAACGCUGGGACUCGACCCGGAUCUGCUGUUAGAGGACGAGGAGGAAGACAACAAGCCCUAUAACUGUCGCACCGUCGUCUCGAUCCGCCAUCGUGAUCGGCUGCUUAGUCGACGACUAUGGUCCACUCUCCCCGAUCUGCCGAUCCCCGAACCUGGCGAGACGCUGAUCACAAAGUGGGAUUCUUGCGGCAUCGCGCUGGGCUAUGAGCCGUCAUUCAUCAAGCGCAUCGCGCGCGCUGAGCUCGGCCCGUUCGUUACCGUCGAAUAUGGCGAUCGCCAAGACGUGCAGCUGAUCCCCGCCGAGUUCCUGCUCAUGACGCGCCCCGAUCUCCACUAUCAAGUCAAGCAGCGCCUCAAGACCCUCCCGGCCACGAUCAACACGCUGGCCACCGAGAUUCAAUGGCGGUUGCCUGGCCUUGAAUUGCUAAAAUUU